AUGUCUGAGAAGAAGUAUCGUGAGAUCCCCUUUCUUCAACCCGUCUUCAGGAGGAAGGAUAUCAGGGAAGAGCUGAUUGUGAAAGCGAAUGAGAGCUAUGUUGAGCUUAUUCGACAAUUUCAAGAGGAUGAAGUAAACCAAAUAGAGUUCCUAGAGCCGCCCUUGGUUGAUAUGGAGGAGUGUCUGGUAGACCAUGUUCAUCUGAACGAGAGGGGGUAUCAAGUCUGGGCCGAAGUUCUGUCCAAAGCAGUCUAG
Messenger RNA from Colletotrichum lupini, 255 nucleotides. RefSeq lists its product as uncharacterized. Lineage: Eukaryota; Fungi; Ascomycota; Sordariomycetes; Glomerellales; Glomerellaceae. The record is from RefSeq and is a predicted model, not a curated record. Bases 1 to 255 code for a protein of 84 amino acids. The transcript is spliced from 2 exons.